AUGGCGCCCAAAAAGAAGGGAGAGAAGAUGGCCUUGGGCGACUUCCUCGGCAACCAAUCUCUCGGAUCAUGGGCAGACGAAAUGGACUCAGUGCCAGUCCCAUCGGCACCAUCUGGAUACGGUGCACGCGACCGCCGCGACGACGGACCGAGCGAGCGGCGCGCAUUCAACCAGCCAGACUGGGGCAGUGCUCGCGCAGAUGCACGUGGGCCACCAAGCGGCAUGGGCGGCGGCAUGGGCGACCGAGGAGCCAGCUACGACCGACCACGAUACGAUCGCGAAGCAGUUCCUUUCCCAACGAAGCCCCCGUACACCGCACAUCUCGGCAACCUCGACUACAAUGUCACCUCCGUCGAUAUUGAGGGAUUCCUCGAAGGCUGCUCAGUCACCACUGUACGCAUUAUGGAGGACAAGAUUGACCGCAAGCCAAAGGGGUUCGGAUACGUCGAGUUUGCAAGCCCAGAGGGCUUGACCAAGGCUCUCGACAAGAGCGAGUCCAGCUUCAUGGGGCGCAACAUCAAGAUCAGCGUUGCCGAUCCACCAAAGAACGAUCGUGCCGAGUCGACCCGCGACUUCUCCGACUGGAGUCGCAGGGGUCCACUUCCAGAUCUUCCCUCCCAAGGACGUCAGCCAUCAAACCGAGGCUUCAACCGAGGAGGUGCUUUUGACGACGCCAGAUCCGAUGCCGGCAGUGAGCGUGCCGGAUCAGGUCGCAGACCGGGUUUCUUCGAGGACGAUGGCAAGGUCCGUGACUUGGGCAACUGGGAACGCAAGGGUCCACUCUCGCCUGUCCCAGGUCAGCCAGGCGGUCGUGAUGGCGGCAGGCUCCGGGAAGCAGGUCCACCAGGAGACAGGAGACCAAGCGCUGCUUGGGGCGAGGGUCGAUCCGACGCCGGCUCCAGGCCACCGCGACGAGAGUUCGAGCCACGCCCAGAGCGAGCACCAACCGCUGCCGAGCAGGACAACCAGUGGCGCACGAAGAUGAAGCCUGAUGCUUCACCCGCGCCUACCCCAGACGUAUCGUCGCCCACAUCACCAGCACAAGAGACGCCAAAGGAGCGUCCGAGGCUGAAUCUUACAAAGCGAACCGUCUCAACCGCAGAGCCUAGCUCAGCGACAACUCCAUCGGCUGAUGCCAAGGCAUCGCCAUUCGGCGCUGCACGACCCAUUGACACUGCUACCCGCGAGCGUGAAGUCGAGGAGAAGCGCCAGAUCGUGAUCCGAGAAAAGGAAGAGUCGGACAAGAAGGCAGCCGAAGAGAAGAAGGAGAAGGAUGCGGCUGCGCAUGCGGCUCGCGCUGAGCGCGCAGAUCGUGGCCAAGCCGAGGGCGAGAAGGUCACAUCACCGACUGGCGAACGUCCACCACGCAAUGACCGUCGCCCAUCGCGCCAACAGCAGCAAAAUGGCGGUGGCGCAUGGCGCAAGGAACCAGCAAAGGAGAACGGCGAAGGUCCACCACAGCCCAAGGCCAGCUUCAACGUCCUACAGACCGACGGUGCGGACGAGGCUGGCGGGCUUGACACACCGGAUGCUGAUGCGAAGGGCACCAUUAUCGGCGACAAGGAGACCAAGCCACAGGAGCCUGUGGUCGCUGCCAAUGGCGAUGCUAAAGACACGGCCGAAGCACUCGAGGACGACGGCUGGAGUACUGUUCCAGCCAAGACCAAGAACAACCGUCGUGCUGGUGGACGUGCUAUGGCCUCCUAG
Molecule: messenger RNA, 1707 nt
Organism: Fulvia fulva
Lineage: Eukaryota; Fungi; Ascomycota; Dothideomycetes; Mycosphaerellales; Mycosphaerellaceae
Product: putative eukaryotic translation initiation factor 4H
Exons: 5
Coding region: 1-1707 (568 amino acids)
Molecular function (GO): RNA binding
Source: RefSeq, a predicted model, not a curated record